UUGUCAGAAUGUGCCAGAAGAGCCUGGUCAAACUGUUGGCCAGCAGAUCAAAUCAGAGGAGCAGGAGCACGUGAGUGGCAACUGCAGGCCAGCUGACGUCAUGCGGGCCCGGAAGACAUGCGAAGCCGUCCUUAAGGCUCCCAUCUGGGCCAACUGUGCCUCCCAUGUAGUCCUCAGGCCUUUCCUACUGGGCUGUACAAUCAAUCUCUCUCUGGAAUGCCCCACGCACAGCAUCUACACCAACUGCCUUCCCUCAUGCUCACCUUCCUGCUGGGACCUCAAUGGACAGUGCACGGGUGCCAGAGUCCCCUCCACCUGCACUGAGGGCUGCAUUUGUCAGCCCGGCUAUGUGCUGAAAGAGGACAAGUGUGUGCCCAGAAGUCAAUGCAGCUGUAAGGAUGACCAGGGCAGCUUGAUCCCUGCCGGCAAGACCUGGAUCUCCAGUGGUUGUACCCAGAGCUGCACCUGUGUAGGAGGCACCAUUCAGUGCCAGGCCUUCCGCUGCCCCUCUGGGUCCCAUUGCCAGCUCAGCAGUAACGGCAACAGCAACUGUGCACCAAACCAUUUGGUACCUUGCUUGGUCUUUGGGGACCCCCAUUACCGCACAUUUGACGGCCUCAGCUACCGAUUCCAGGGCCGCAUGACCUACAUUCUGAUAAAGACCGUGGACGAGCUCCCCAGUGGGUUGGAACGCCUGCUCGUGGAGGGACGCAACAAGCUAAAUCCGCCUGUGAGCCCAGUCUUCUUGCACGAAGUGAUUACCACCGUCUAUGGCUAUAAAGUGCAGCUCCAGGCUGGUCUGGGGCUUGUGGUCAACAACCAGAGGAUGGCCAUCCCCUAUAGGCCCAACGAGCACCUGCAGGUGACCCUGCAGAGCCAGCGGCUGUUCUUGGUCACUGAUUUUGAGCUGGCCGUCAGCUUUGAUGGAAGGAGCAGUCUGGGUGACAGUUUUGUGAAUGAAGAUUGCUCUCAACGCUGCACCUGCACCAGCUUGGGGAUCCUGCUGUGCGAGCCCCACCGCUGCAGCACCGGCGAAACCUGUACUCUGGGGAACCUCACCCGGGGCUGCUUCCGAGAAAGCCCCUGUCUACAGAACCCCUGUAAGAAUGAUGGCCGGUGUCAGGAGCAAGGAGACAGCUUCAACUGCAAGUGCGAACUUGGUUAUGGGGGACACCUCUGCACAGAGCCAUGGGAUGUCCUGCCCGUCAGAAAGCCAGAAGCAUCCAACUUUGGGGCCAUCCUGUUGGGAAUGCUGUUGCCCAUGACAGUCAUAGUGCUGGCAGCGACCAGAGGGUGCAUUCACAGGAUGAAGAGGAGGAGGAAGAUGGAGAAAGUGCAGAGCCAGAAUAGAGCCAGGCUGGAGGACACAGGUGAGGAGCACCCCACAGCCCAGAACCUCGAGGGCCAAGUUGAGUGUGCCCCCGACAUGGGCUUCCUGCCUUCUCUUCAUGUUGUUCCAGAACAUGCCUUCAGAGUUGCUCAGUCCUGAGUUGUCCUCAAAUAAGGAGAUAAAAUAAAAUUAUUUAUUUUUGAGAA
Galeopterus variegatus (Sunda flying lemur) is the source of this 1536-nucleotide messenger RNA. Its product is annotated as zonadhesin-like. Lineage: Eukaryota; Metazoa; Chordata; Mammalia; Dermoptera; Cynocephalidae. The record is from RefSeq and is a predicted model, not a curated record. Gene Ontology annotation, molecular function: protein binding. The annotation marks the transcript as partial. The transcript has 9 exons.